This is a messenger RNA of Chinchilla lanigera (long-tailed chinchilla), 840 nucleotides long. RefSeq names its product epithelial membrane protein 3 (gene Emp3). Lineage: Eukaryota; Metazoa; Chordata; Mammalia; Rodentia; Chinchillidae. The coding region runs from base 287 to 778 and encodes 163 amino acids. The transcript is spliced from 5 exons. The record is from RefSeq and is a predicted model, not a curated record. Gene Ontology annotation, cellular component: plasma membrane.
GCGGACCUCGGCGGGGCGCGGUGAGGGUGAUAUAAAAGGGUCGGUAUAUAUUAAGGAGCAGAGACAGACACAGGACCCAGACAAGGAGCCCAGGGGCUGAGGGCCGGAGAGCGAGAGCGAGGCAGCGGCACCCAAGGGCUGGGAGGUGCAAGGAGGGAGGAAGGCGGCCGGGAGGCGGGGGCCUCGGAGGGGAAAGGAGGGAGCAUAAGGGCGGGGCACGGAGGCCCAGCGAGGGACGAGGCUCCAACCCUGACUUUCUCCGCGGCGCUCGGCUUCCAUCGCAGCCAUGUCGCUCCUCCUGCUGGUGGUCUCUGCCCUUCACAUCCUCAUCCUCAUCCUGCUUUUCGUGGCCACUCUGGAUAAGUCCUGGUGGACUCUCCCCGGAAAGGAGUCCCUGAAUCUCUGGUACGACUGCACGUGGAACAACGACACCAAAACGUGGGGCUGCAGUAACGUCAGCGAGAACGGCUGGCUGAAGGCGGUGCAGGUGCUCAUGGUGCUGUCCCUCAUCCUGUGCUGCCUGUCCUUCAUCCUGUUCAUGUUCCAGCUGUACACCAUGCGGCGAGGGGGGCUCUUCUACGCCACCGGCCUCUGCCAGCUCUGCACCAGCGUGGCCGUGUUUUCCGGGGCCCUUAUCUACGCCAUCCACGCCGAGGAGAUCGUGGCGAAGCACCCACGCGGGGGCAGCUUCGGGUACUGCUUCGCGCUGGCCUGGGUGGCCUUCCCCCUGGCGCUGGUCAGUGGUAUCGUCUACAUCCACCUGCGGAAGCGGGAGUGAGCGCCCUGCCCGCUGCCCAGGCCACAUCCUCCCUCAAAUAAAACCGUUUGAUUGCGGCCUUC